AUGCAAACGCCAGGUUUCUCUCGGGUCUUUUCUCUUGUUUUCUUUUAUUUUUCAUUGUUUUUUUUUUCUUUUUCUUUCAUUUGUUUUUUUAAUUUGUUUUUUCCUUUCUUUUUGCAUAUCACUUUUCUCUUUCGUGUUUUCGUUCUCUUUUCUCUUUUUUUCUCAUUUUUUUCUUUCAUUUUUCACAUUUUUUUGUUUCUUUAUUUUUUCUCUUUUUCUUUCUCUUUCUAUUUCUUCACCUUUUCUUUCUCGUUUUCUUUCUUUUUCUUUCUCUUUUUUUCAUUUUUCCUUUUCUCUUUUUUUUUCUUUUUUCUUUCUUUCUCUCUUUUCUUUCUCUUUUUCCUUUCUUUUUUUUCCUCUCUUUUUUCUUUCUUUUUUCUUUCUUCCUCUCUUUUUCAUUUUUCUUUCUCGUUUUCUUUCUCGUUUUCUUUCCCUCUUUUUCUUUCUCUUCUUUUCUUUCUUUUUUCUUUCUUCCUUCCUCUCUUUUUCAUUUUUCUUUCUCGCUGUCUUUCUUUUUCUUUCUCUCUUUUUCUUUCUCUCCUUUUCUUUCUUUUUUCUUUCUCUCUUUUUUCUUUCUUUUUUCUUUCUCGUUUUCUUUCUUUUUUCUUUCUUCCCCUCUUUUCAUUUUUCAUUCUCGUUUUCUUUCUCUCUUUCUUCUUUCUCUUUUUUCUUUCUUUUUUUCUCUCUCUCUUUUUUCUUUCUCUCUUUUUCUUUCUCUUUUUUCUUUCUUUUUCUUCCUUUUUUCCCUUUCAUUGCUGUUUUCUUUUCUUUCUUUUUUUGUUUCUACUUUAG
Acanthosepion pharaonis is the source of this 792-nucleotide messenger RNA. The record is from the annotation of a GenBank genome assembly. Lineage: Eukaryota; Metazoa; Mollusca; Cephalopoda; Sepiida; Sepiidae.